ACUAAUUGUCAAAACAAAUUUUAAUAUUAAACAAAUUCUUGCCGCCAAAUUAAAUUUAAAAAUCGAUUAUCACGUGACUUUGAAUCGAUACGUAUGUAGACCAAUAAGAAUGCGUUCUUUUUCAAAACGUAACCUCGUUGAAGUUGUGACAUGUUAAACAUCAAAUAAUAUUCAUCGGAGUAAUGAUAAAAAGUUGAUUAGUAAAUUAUUUAAUAAGGAAAUAUAUAAAUUGCAAUACAAAAUGAAGAUACGAGGAAGCGCAGAGAUGCUUGAAAAGAUGGAAUUGGAGAAGGAUGCACGUGAAGAUGUGAUGCAAUUGAUUCGAGCAAAAAUGAUUGAAAAAACUGAUAAUUUACGAUCAGUACAACGUUUACAUAUCGAUCGUAGAGAAGCCGAAGAAAAAGACAAACUCGUUCGUUUUCAAGAAGAUCGCGAUUUACGAUAUCGACAAAUCGAAAGGGCUAAUAAAUUAGCAGAGGAAUUAUCACGUCGUAAAAGUAAAGAAGCGCGGGAAUUACGUGAUUUGAAAGAUAAAAAACAAAUCUCACGAUAUUCUCCUACACUUUGUUCUCUCAUUGAUUUAAAAUCACGAUUUAUCGAAGAUAUGAUUAAACAAGAUUCGCAAUCUUUCGAAAUCCUUCAAAAAUGGUACUCCGAUGAUAAGUUCAAUAAAAUACAAUUGGCAAAUAUGGAAGAAAUGAAACGACUUUAUUGUGCCGAUUUGCAGAAUCAAAUUAUUGAAAAAUGUCGGAUAAUGCGAGAAUUGGACGAAGAGAGACAACGUGAACGUAAGAUAAUCGAACAAACGAUCGAAGUUAUUAACGAUGAAGAUAUUCGUAAAGAGGAACAAAAGAAAGAAAUUCAAAAGUGUUUACAAGGUGAGAGACAAACUUUCUUUGAAGCGAGACAAUGUUGGAAGGAAUUACAAAAAAUUGCUAUUCAAGAGGAAGAACAAAAAAUAGCUAAAGCUAUUGCUGAAAAGGAACUCGAAUAUAACAAGCAAAUGAAGAAAAAAAGUGACAUCGAUACCGUAAAAGAAAGGAUGAUGGAAACUAUUGCUAGAAAGAUGUUGGACGAAGAAAUCAAGAUAAAAGAAAGAGAAGAUAUUUCUAAUGAAUUGUAUUUAGAAAAGAAAAAGAUCAAAGAAGCUAAUGAAUCUUUAAGAUUAGCUUUAGAAAAACGACAACAAACUAAAGAACUUUUUGACGAUAUGGUAAAAAGAACAAUUGCAAACAACGAGAAAAAAAUGGAAGAACGUGAGACGGAAAUGGCUUUUACGCGUAAUCUUUACGAGGAACAAUUAAAACUCGAUGAGAAAGAUAAACAAAAGCUAGAAGAGAAACAACGAAAGAAUAAACAACAUGGCGAAGAUUUGCAAAACAUUAUAAUGAAUAAUAAGAUUAAAUAUGCCGUAGAAUUAUUGAAGAAACAAAAAUAUGUUGGUGAUGGAUGCGUAGGCAAAAGUUAUUAAAUUAAUAAAUAUAUCAUUUAAUUACUUGUAAAAGUUAUGAUGUCGAUAUUUUCAUUACUUUUUUUAUGAGAAGACACACAAAUUGUUGUUGCAGUUAAUUUGAACCAUCCUGAAUACAAAAAUAGAUAUAAUCCUGUAAAAAAUUGAUAAAUUCAACUAGAUUUAUAUUUAUUUCGGGAACACAAUAAAGAUAUCCAAGUUUUCGCCCAUUAUUUAUUAGUACAUAGGUAUAUAUAUAUAUAUACAUGUAGCCCGGAAAGGUAUCACCUUUACGGCAUUUGUUAUUUGUACAAAGUCCGUGUAAAAAUACAGCAGCCCCAUCUUAUAUAGAUUAAUAUUAGGAGUACAAAUAAGUUUCCGCCGUUUUGAAAGAGAUGACAUGGCACGAGGCUUACGUUAGAAUUCGCAGAUGAUAACCGGCUUGAAAAUUAGGUUGCUCAUUAUGGUGGGUAGAGGUAAGGAGUAAUAUCUCUUAUGGGAGAACAUGUGAAAAAGUGUCCAACGUUUUUUGAAAAUAAUAGUUCAAAAAUCUUUCAGAAUGGCGUUGGUGAACGUAGUAGGUAUUGAAGUAUGCCGAAUUAUGUAAUAAUGCUUCCUUUAAAAAUUUACCGUGUAGGAACUGUGACGUCACCCGAAUUGAAUGCAUGUCAAUGGACACUUUUCAUAUACAGAAAUGUUAUUCCUUACCUCUACCCUACAUAUUGCUCAUUCAAGAUGCAACAUAACUCUAUCAUAUUAUUAACUUCGUAUUAGCAUCAUAUAUACGGGGACGGGGACGAGGGGCGGAGGGUAGCUAUAGAGAGUUAAACAAAAUCGAAAAUGUUAAUAAAAAAGAAAAAUUUAACUUAAUUUGCUCGAUACAUACAUAAUAAAAAAAAAAGCAUCGUGUAAGUACUAAUAUUUUUGUUUGUUUGUUCUGUUUUGCUUUCAAGCGAGAUC
Molecule: messenger RNA, 2410 nt
Organism: Polistes dominula (European paper wasp)
Lineage: Eukaryota; Metazoa; Arthropoda; Insecta; Hymenoptera; Vespidae
Biological process (GO): cilium organization
Cellular component (GO): motile cilium
Source: RefSeq, a predicted model, not a curated record